ACGCCGUCACGUGCCAAAGUCAGAGUGGGCCGGUCCCGAUACUGUUGUCUUGCGCCGCUGAGUUUCUGACCCCGCCGCGGCCUCCGCCGUUUCGUACGCCUUCUCCUCUCCCGCGCGCACCCGCCUCCGCCUCCGCCUUCCCCGGCCGCCGCCGCCGCCGCAGGAGAGGAGACGCAGGCCGCGGCGGCGUCAACCGCCGCUCUCCCUUUGCCACCAUCUCCGCUCCCGACACACACUCCACUCCACUCCAGUCCACAGCACUAACCCAUCGGUCCCGGCGAUCCCCACUAGUGCCCCUCCUCGCCCGCUUGCCAUGGCGGCUUGCGGCGCCGCGGCGGCGGAGUAUUCAGCUCUCCUGUCCCUCUCAUGUGGGCCUAUCACUCGCCGCCGUUUCGCCGUCUCCUGCCGCGCUCGACCGCCCGGCAACCUCAGUGCACAGCAGAAGAAGAAGCGAGGGAAAAACAUUGCUCCAAAACAGCGCUCUUCAAAUGCAAAACUCUUGCUUACUACUGAGGAAAAUGGACAGCUUCCAAGUACCAGUUUGAGGACUUCUAUGGAACGUCCUCAGAAGAGUACAUCCAGUGAGGACGAUACCAAUGGGGCUAUUAGCCAGAUAGAUGAAAAAAUUGCAGCCAUUGGUAAUGAACAGCAAGAGAGGUCAAAGGAUAAACAUUUCGAAUCAGACUUUCAACUUGAAGAUUUUGGGGAAAUGAUACAAAACAUGGAAAAGAAUAUUCUGCUCCUAAAUCAAGCUCGUCUUCAAGCAAUUGAAGAUGUUGACAAAAUUCUUACUGAAAAGGAAGCUUUGCAGAAAAAGGUUGACACUCUAGAGAUGAAUUUGUCAAAAGCACUUGCAACCAAAGGGAACAUAAAUACAGAUAUCCCUGGUGAUCAUUUAGAGAAAUUUACAAAAGAAAUUUUGAUAGAAAGUGCUCUAAGUGGAGGCAAUCCAGCACAUUUGUGUGAGUCUCCACUUUUCAUGGAGCUGACUGUUCUAAAAGAAGAGAAUAUGCUACUUAAGGCUGACGCACAAUUUCUUAAAGCAAAGAUUGUUGAGUUUGCUGAAACAGAGGAAUUCCUAUUCAAAUUGGAGAAAGAAAGGUCACUGUUAGACGCUACAGUUAGGGAGCUGGAAGCUAGGUUUCUAGUUGCUCAAACUGAUAUCUGGAAAGUUGUCCCUCUGCAAUAUGAUGUUUGGAUGGAGAAAGUAGAAAAUCUGCAACACAUGCUUGGAUGUUUGAAAAAUCAUGUAGAGAAGUAUGCUGCAUUGUUGGAUCAGCAUGAUGAUCUGCAUGACAAGAUUGAUGAGCUAGAAGCAUCACUAAAAGAAGGGAAAACAUCUGAGUUUUCUCCUUAUGUUGUUGAACUUCUGCAACAGAAGUUGAAAGCAGCAAAAAGCCAUCACCAAGCAGGCCAUCAAGAAACAAACACUCACAUUCAAGUAUAUCAGCAGUUAACUGAGGAAUUUCAAGAUAACCUAGGUAAACUAAUAGAAGAAAGUGGCAGACUGGAGCAUUCUGCAAAUAGUAUGCCAUCAGAAUUCUGGAGUCACAUCCUGCUCAUGAUUGAUGGUUGGUUCCUUGAGCGGAAAAUACCAAAUACUGAUGCACGUAUGCUGAGAGAAAUGGCAUGGAAGAGAGAUGACCGUAUCUGUGAAGCCUACUUUGCUUGCAAGGGUGCAAAAGAAAGUGAUGUUAUGGAAACUUUCCUAAAGCUAUCGUUAUCAGGAAACAGUCAAUGCAGUUCUGGCUUGCACAUUGUCCAUAUAGCAGCAGAGAUGGCUCCAGUGGCAAAGGUUGGCGGUCUGGCAGAUGUAGUUGCUGGUCUUGGCAAGGCACUUCAGACUAAGGGACAUUUAGUAGAGAUUGUUCUUCCCAAAUACGACUGUAUGCAACUUGACCAGAUUACUAAUCUUAAGGUUUUAGAUGUUGUCAUACAAUCCUAUUUUGAUGGAAAUCUAUUCAGCAACAACGUGUGGACAGGAACUGUUGAAGGUCUUCCAGUCUAUUUUAUUGAGCCACAGCAUCCUUCAAAAUUCUUCUGGAGGGCCCAAUACUAUGGAGAGCAUGACGAUUUUAAACGUUAUUCAUACUUUAGCCGUGCAGCACUGGAAUUACUUUACCAAUCUGGGAAGAAAAUUGAUAUAAUCCACUGCCAUGACUGGCAAACUGCAUUUGUUGCACCUCUAUAUUGGGAUAUAUAUGCAACUCGAGGCUUCAGCUCAGCUAGAAUUUGUUUCACUUGCCACAACUUCGAAUACCAAGGUACAGCACCUGCUCCUGAUUUAUCAUAUUGCGGCCUUGAUGUUGAGCAGUUGGAUAGACCAGACAGGAUGCAAGACAAUGCACAUGGAAGAAUAAAUGUUGCCAAGGGUGGAAUUGUUUAUUCCAAUAUUGUGACAACUGUAUCACCAACAUAUGCUUUAGAAGUGCGCUCAGAGGGUGGUCGUGGUCUCCAAGAUACACUUAAAAUGCAUUCCAGGAAAUUUGUGGGGAUACUUAAUGGAAUCGACACAGGAACAUGGAACCCUUCCACAGACAGAUUUCUUGCUGUGCAAUAUAGUGCUACUGAUCUUCAGGGGAAAGCAGCAAACAAAGCAUUUCUCAGGAAGCAGCUAGGGCUGUAUUCUGAGGAUGCCUCUCAACCACUGGUAGCCUGCAUUACGAGGCUAGUUCCUCAAAAGGGUCUACAUCUUAUCAGGCAUGCAAUAUACAAAACAGCUGAGUUAGGAGGACAGUUUGUACUCCUGGGUUCAAGUCCAGUUCCACAUAUUCAGAGGGAAUUUGAGGGUGUUGCAGACCAAUUCCAGAAGAAUAACAAUAUUAGGUUAAUUCUGAAAUAUGAUGAAGCUUUGUCUCAUUGUAUUUAUGCGGCAUCUGACAUGUUUAUCAUUCCAUCAAUGUUUGAGCCUUGUGGCCUUACUCAGAUGAUAGCUAUGAGAUAUGGUUCUGUGCCAAUUGUUCGACAAACUGGUGGAUUGUGUGAUAGUGUUUUUGAUUUUGAUGAUGAAACUAUACCUGUGGAGCUGCGGAAUGGCUUUACAUUUGCUAGGACUGAUGAGCAGGAUCUAAGCAGUUGCUUGGAAAGGGCAUUCAGCUACUACAGCAGAAAACCUAUGGUUUGGAAACAGUUAGUGCAGAAGGAUAUGCAGAUUGAUUUCAGCUGGGAUUCUCCAGCUUCACAGUACGAAAACCUUUAUCAGAGUGCUGUUGCUCAGGCAAGGGGAGCGGCUCAAACAUAAACCUUUUCAUGAUGACAUUGUGAGCUUAGAUUCUCCCAAGCGCAGAGACAAUCGUCAGUUUUAUCAUAUCUGAACCAGGCAUAUGCUGAAGAAAUAUUGUUCUUCUCACAUUCACAGAAUUCACACAUCGUGAUCCUUGCUGUUGCCAUUCCCGAAAGAACUGAGAAAGAGUAGUCUUACAGUUGAUCAAGAUAUUGCAUUUUGCAGUCAGUGCACGGAACUAGUUCUGGGUUUAAUGGGGAUGAGUAAUCAUAAUCUAUACUGGAUUGCCCCCCUCUAAAUUCCCCCCAACCGUUAGUUUUUGUGGGAAUGCAAGAAGUAAAUAUGUGCACUGUAGGGUGACAUUCGCAUACAUGAUACUGUACGGUUUAUUCAGAUCAACGUUUGGGUAAUGUGACUACUUUUGAGUUUGAGAGA
Molecule: messenger RNA, 3658 nt
Organism: Oryza sativa Japonica Group (Japanese rice)
Lineage: Eukaryota; Viridiplantae; Streptophyta; Magnoliopsida; Poales; Poaceae
Product: probable starch synthase 4, chloroplastic/amyloplastic
Molecular function (GO): alpha-1,4-glucan glucosyltransferase (UDP-glucose donor) activity
Source: RefSeq, a predicted model, not a curated record